CCACGGUUAUCAAUAAAGAUUUUUUAGAGAGAUAAAACUCCAUUAACAACACAUAAUCCUUCUCUCUCUAGCUCAAUUCACAGCUUCUGACGAAGAACCUCAAGUCAAUUUUCUCAAUUUCGGGUUCACAUAAAUUCGGUUCGGGUCGGGUCAGCUAGGAUGGGUGACUCAUACUGUUCGGACUGCAAACGGAACACGGAGGUGGUAUUUGACCAUGCCGCCGGUGAUACAGUUUGUUCGGACUGUGGACUUGUGCUGGAAUCGAGGUCAAUUGAUGAGACUUCUGAGUGGCGUACGUUUGCUGAUGAAUCCGGUGAUCAUGACCCGAACCGUGUUGGAGGACCCGUUAACCCGUUGCUUGGUGAUGUCGGUCUUUCUACUGUCAUUUCUAAAGGUCCUAAUGGAAGUAAUGGAGAUUCAUCUCUAGCUAGGUUGCAGAAUCGAGGUGGUGAUCCUGAACGUGCCCUAGUUAUGGCUUUUAAAGCUAUUGCUAAUAUGGCUGAUAGGUUGAGCCUUGUUUCCACCAUAAAGGACCGAGCAAGUGAGAUAUACAAAAGGCUGGAAGACCAGAAGUGUACGAGAGGAAGGAAUCUGGAUGCCUUGGUGGCUGCUUGUAUUUACAUUGCGUGUCGGCAAGAAGGCAAAGCACGCACUGUAAAAGAAAUAUGCUCAAUCGCCAAUGGAGCUACAAAGAAGGAAAUUGGCCGAGCAAAAGAGUUCAUUGUGAAACAAUUGAAGGUUGAAAUGGGAGACUCAAUGGAGAUGGGAACUAUACAUGCUGGAGACUAUCUGAGACGUUUCUGUUCUAACAUUGGAAUGAACCAUGAAGAGAUUAAGGCUGUCCAGGAAACUGUCAAAAAGUCAGAAGAGUUUGAUAUAAGGAGGAGUCCUAUUUCGAUUGCUGCAGCAAUAAUAUACAUGCUAACACAGCUUACAGAUUCAAGGAAACCCCUGCGAGAUAUCUCAAUUGCAACCACAGUUGCAGAAGGGACUAUAAAGAAUGCAUAUAAGGAUCUCUAUCCACAUGCUUCCAAAAUUAUACCUCAAUGGUAUCUCAAGGAUAAGGACAUUAAGAGCCUAAGCAGUCCCAAGGCAUAGAGUUCGAUUUUUACAGCACCUGCUGCUCUCACUAAUCGUUUCCAAGUGUGAUUUCUAUGUUAUGUAUGGCAGCGCUUAAGGGCAUGUCGGUUGAAGGACCUAAAGAGCCUGUGUAGUUUAGAUUAGUUUUUAGCAGUACGCGAAUUUGCUGCUAGAAAGGCCUAAAUCUUCAAGAAAGUGCCCAGAAUAGAGACAAUUAGAUAGAUAUAUUGAAGUUAUAAGGGUAGUGUACUAUAAUAUGUUGAUCCCCUUAGUAAUCAGAAUCUUUUUCAUUUCCACUUUUCUUCCCUCCCACAAUACAGAUAGGCUAAUUAAUUUCAUAAUCUAUUUGAUGUA
This is a messenger RNA of Solanum verrucosum, 1434 nucleotides long. RefSeq names its product transcription initiation factor IIB-2-like. NCBI's taxonomy places the organism in Eukaryota, Viridiplantae, Streptophyta, Magnoliopsida, Solanales, Solanaceae. Gene Ontology annotation, cellular component: transcription preinitiation complex; nucleus. The coding region runs from base 160 to 1098 and encodes 312 amino acids. Gene Ontology annotation, molecular function: TBP-class protein binding. Gene Ontology annotation, biological process: DNA-templated transcription initiation; transcription preinitiation complex assembly. The transcript has 7 exons. The record is from RefSeq and is a predicted model, not a curated record.